AUGGAAACAAUCCUUAACAGAGAUACUGCCAAACAAAUUUGGGACUCUAUGAAUCAAAAGUAUCAGGGUUCCACAAGAGUCGAGUUUGAAGUUCUACAGAUGAAAGAGGGCGAGAGUGUUGAUGCAUAUUUUGCUCGAACUUUCACCAUCCCAAACAAGAUGAAAAUUCAUGGCAAAAACAUGAAAUCGGUGGGGAUUAUUGAAAAAAUCUUGAAAUCAAUGAACUCAAGAUUUGACUAUGUUAUAUGUUCGAUUGAAGAGUCUAAUAACUUAGACACUUUAACUAUCGAUGAAUUGCAAAGCAGCUUGAUGGUACAUGAGCAAAUACUGAAUGGAUGUGUAGGUGAUGAACAAGCACUAAAUGUGACAUAUGAUAAUAGAAUCGGUGGAAGAGGAGGUGAUCGAGCUCAUGAAGCUUUUCGAGGAAGAGGUAGAGGAAAUGGAAGAAAUAGACAUCUAUUCAACAAAACUACAGUUGAGUGUUAUAAGUAUCAGUUAGGACACUCUAGAUAUGAGUGUCCUCAAUGGAAGAAGGAAGCAAAUUAUGCUGAGCUUGAGGAGGAAGAAGAGAUGUUGCUGAUGUCAUAUGUGGCGCUCAAUCAAUCAAGGAGGGAAGAUGUACGUUUGGUUCCUUAA
Molecule: messenger RNA, 636 nt
Organism: Cucurbita pepo subsp. pepo (vegetable marrow)
Lineage: Eukaryota; Viridiplantae; Streptophyta; Magnoliopsida; Cucurbitales; Cucurbitaceae
Source: RefSeq, a predicted model, not a curated record